GUUCCCCACAGAUAGACGAUGAGCAGCCAUGGCAACAGCCUGUUCCUGCGAGAGAGCGGCCAGCGGCUGGGCCGCGUGGGCUGGCUGCAGCAGCUGCAGGAGAGCCUGCAGCAGAGGGCGCUCCGCACGCGCCUGCGCCUGCAGACCAUGACCCGCGAGCAUGUGCUGCGCUUCCUGCGCCGAAAUGCCUUCAUCCUGUUGACUGUCAGCGCUGUGGUCAUCGGGGUCAGCCUGGCCUUUGCCCUGCGCCCGUAUCAGCUCACCUACCGCCAGAUCAAGUACUUCUCUUUUCCUGGAGAGCUUCUCAUGAGAAUGCUGCAGAUGCUGGUGCUGCCUCUCAUUGUCUCCAGCCUGGUCACAGGCAUGGCAUCCCUGGACAACAAGGCCACAGGGCGGAUGGGGAUGCGGGCAGCCGUGUACUACAUGGUGACCACCAUCAUCGCUGUUUUCAUCGGCAUCCUCAUGGUCACCAUCAUUCAUCCUGGGAAGGGCUCCAAGGAGGGGCUGCAUCGGGAGGGUCGGAUCGAGACCAUCCCCACAGCUGAUGCCUUCAUGGACCUGAUCAGAAAUAUGUUUCCACCCAACCUUGUGGAGGCCUGCUUCAAACAGUUCAAGACGCAGUAUAGCACAAGGGUGGUCACCAGGACUGUCGUAAGAACAGAGAAUGGGUCUGAGCCAGGUGCUUCCAUGUCCCCUCCAUUCUCGGUGGAGAAUGGAACCAGCCUCCUGGAAAAUGUCACUCGGGCCUUGGGCACCCUGCAGGAGGUGCUGAGCUUUGAGGAGACUGUGCCUGUGCCUGGCUCAGCCAAUGGCAUCAAUGCCCUUGGCCUCGUGGUCUUCUCUGUGGCCUUUGGGCUAGUCAUUGGAGGCAUGAAACACAAGGGACGAGUCCUGAGGGACUUCUUCGACAGCCUCAACGAGGCUAUUAUGAGGCUGGUGGGCAUCAUUAUCUGGUACGCACCUGUGGGUAUUCUGUUCCUGAUUGCUGGGAAGAUUCUGGAGAUGGAAGACAUGGCCGUCCUGGGGGGUCAGCUGGGCAUGUACACCCUGACCGUCAUCGUGGGUUUGUUCCUUCAUGCUGGCGGCGUCCUUCCCCUCAUCUACUUCCUUAUCACUCACCGAAACCCCUUCCCCUUCAUCGGGGGCAUGCUGCAGGCCCUCAUUACUGCCAUGGGCACGUCCUCCAGCUCUGCGACACUACCCAUCACCUUCCGCUGCCUGGAGGAGGGCCUAGGGGUGGACCGACGCAUCACCAGGUUCGUGCUGCCCGUGGGGGCCACAGUCAACAUGGAUGGCACUGCCCUCUAUGAGGCCCUGGCCGCCAUCUUCAUUGCUCAAGUCAACAACUACGAGCUCAACCUGGGCCAGAUCACAACCAUCAGCAUCACGGCCACAGCAGCUAGCGUUGGGGCUGCUGGCAUCCCCCAGGCGGGGCUGGUCACCAUGGUAAUUGUGCUCACGUCGGUCGGCUUGCCCACUGAGGACAUCACGCUCAUCAUAGCUGUGGACUGGUUCCUGGACCGGCUUCGCACAAUGACCAACGUGCUGGGGGACUCCAUCGGAGCGGCCGUCAUUGAGCAUUUGUCUCAGCGGGAGCUGGAGCUGCAGGAAGCUGAGCUCACCCUCCCCAGCUUGGGGAAGCCCUACAAGUCACUCAUGGCACAAGAGAAGGGGGCGUCCCGGGGACGGGGAGGCAACGAGAGUGUUAUGUGAGGGCCCCCAGCUCUGCCACCUAGGGAGGAGUGAGGGGGCCGGGGAGGGGAGUUCUGGGGACAGUCUGCCGCCCAACUGACCAUGGGCUGAAUACAUAUGUUCUUCUUGGCUUGUUUGGGGGGGAGGGAAUCUGAAAUAAAAGAGCAGGAAUGAAAGGUA
This is a messenger RNA of Carlito syrichta (Philippine tarsier), 1872 nucleotides long. RefSeq names its product solute carrier family 1 member 6 (gene SLC1A6). Lineage: Eukaryota; Metazoa; Chordata; Mammalia; Primates; Tarsiidae. Gene Ontology annotation, biological process: L-glutamate transmembrane transport. Gene Ontology annotation, molecular function: L-glutamate transmembrane transporter activity; glutamate:sodium symporter activity; neutral L-amino acid transmembrane transporter activity. The record is from RefSeq and is a predicted model, not a curated record. The transcript is spliced from 9 exons. Bases 19 to 1713 code for a protein of 564 amino acids. Gene Ontology annotation, cellular component: plasma membrane.